AUGGAGGGAGCUGAACAGGAAGGCUUUUCCCCCUCAAGUGAACCAGUACUCGUAAGUGAAACUUCCCGAAGUGAACCAACCGCGGACUCACUACAUGACCCACAGGAAGGGAAGGAAGACAGAGACAAGAAGUGUGACGCAUGCCACCUGUGCGAAGACGUGUGCUUCUCCAUCUUCUGCUCAAGGUGUAAAAUAAAAAGGAAGAACCUCUAUACCAAGUACAGGAAAUAUAAAGAACACAAUUUAAGAAUAUGCCACGAAGAAGUUAAGCUCGUGCUGAAAUUGAAUGCUAGGGCGCGGGCGGAGAUACAGUCGGGAAGUCCCCCCGAUGGGAAGAUCAAAGGGGAGUGCGGGUUGGUAGAAACAGCAGAUACGGUUGACCCUCCUGACGAGGCACACCCCGCGGAGGAAGAAGAAAACAAACCGAAGUGCGAGGGCGACGAUAAGGGAACACCCCGAAGGGGAGACCAAUACGAUACACUAAAAGAUGCCAUCAGGAGGAGCAGAAGUUUGACCUACUCGGAUUGCGAAGAAGAAGAAAGAAAAAUCAAAUACUAUAAUUACAUCAAGUAUAAACAGUAUUUUACCAAAUGUGAAGUUAGAAGACACUGCGAUGUGAAUGACUGCUGGGUGGUAGCCAAUGGGUACGUGUACGACGUGACAACGAUCCUCGGCUGUCACCCAGGUGGGAUUAAUUGCAUUUUAAAGAAAGGUGGUAAUGAUGUCUCUGUGGAUUAUUCCUUCCAUUCCAAGUACGCACAGAAGAAUUUUUGGGAACCUCUAAAAAUUGGCAAAAUUAUUACCUGCUCAAAGGAAGUUAACGACUUACCCAUGGGAAGUGUAUCCUCCAGUACGAGAAAUAGAUGCAUGAUGAUGUGA
Messenger RNA from Plasmodium knowlesi strain H, 879 nucleotides. Its product is annotated as heme/steroid binding domain containing protein, putative. The record is from RefSeq and is a predicted model, not a curated record. The coding region runs from base 1 to 879 and encodes 292 amino acids. Lineage: Eukaryota; Apicomplexa; Aconoidasida; Haemosporida; Plasmodiidae. Gene Ontology annotation, molecular function: heme binding. Gene Ontology annotation, cellular component: intracellular membrane-bounded organelle; membrane. The transcript has a single exon.